UCUCUUGGAGAAAGAAGGCUUGGAGUUUGGGAAAGGAGAACGAGACCAGAGAGUAUGGAAACUGGGGAAUAUUAUGAACGUAUAUCUACCAACGACCACGAUUACAGCGCAGCACCGCAGCCCGCGUUUGUUGACUUGGUUCUGGAAGAAAACGAAAGGCUUCGCGAAGAAAUCGACCAUGUGAGGCAGCAGAUGGAACAGAUGUCACUCAAACAGCGUUUUGGGCUUCAGCGAUUUACCGGUUCUGACAGUGACAUCCGUUUCUAUACCAGGUUUUCAUCUUAUGAUCAUCUGAUGCGGUUUUGGCAGGUUAUUGAACCAUCACUGAGAUUCAUGGUUCGAGUAACCAGAGCAGGAACUGCAAACAUUGAAUCUGAAAAGCAAAGUGCUUCCAUGUCCUUACAGGCAAUAGAUGAACUGUUCCUCUUCCUGAACUACCUUGCCCUUGGUCUGAAGCAGAGGGACCUAGCUGAGCGGUAUGGGGUGCAUCAAUCUACUGUAAGCAGAAUCAUUCUGACCUGGAGCAAUUUCCUGUUCUCUGUUCUUGGUUCACAAUGCAUUUGGAUGACUCAAGACAAAAUUAAGGAACACUUGCCAUCAGAGUUUGAAGACUACCCAGACACCACCACAAUUCUGGACUGCACAGAGCUCCGGUGUCAAACACCCUCCUCCCCUUUACUUCAGAGUGAGGUAUACUCAAACUAUAAGUCCCACUGUACCCUGAAGGGUAUGAUUGGCAUGGCCCCCCAUGGUGCUGUAACCUUUGUUUCCUCCCUUUUUGCCGGCUCAGUAAGUGACAAACAGAUCUUUGUAGAGUCAGGUAUUCUUACUCUGCUUAGGCCAGAUAUGGCAAUUAUGGUCGACAGAGGCUUCCUUGUGGAUGACUGUGUGCCCUGUAAGGUGUACAGGCCUGCAUUCCUCGCUGGGAGACCUCAGAUGCCAAAGCACGAGGUCAGGGAGACCCAAUCUAUUGCACAUCUCAGAGUGCACAUUGAGCGCCUAAUUCGUAGACUGAAGGAAUUUAAAUUCUUUGAUACGGUCAUCCCCUUAAACAUGUUUGGGAGCAUAAAUCAGCUUUAUGCAGUUGCAUGCCUACUGUUAAAUUAUCAGAGUGGGCCACUUGUAAAAGCUUGGGCUAAGUAAAAGUGCCUCUUGUUUUUAUCCUCUCUUAAUCCUUGUAAAUAUAUCUUAAACAUGCCUCUAGAUUUCUUCUCUGUAUAUAUCAUUCAU
Messenger RNA from Carassius auratus (goldfish), 1230 nucleotides. RefSeq lists its product as uncharacterized. The transcript is spliced from 3 exons. Bases 55 to 1143 code for a protein of 362 amino acids. NCBI's taxonomy places the organism in Eukaryota, Metazoa, Chordata, Actinopteri, Cypriniformes, Cyprinidae. The record is from RefSeq and is a predicted model, not a curated record.